AUUCGUCUCACACGAACUGAGGAUGGCUGGUGCUGUAGUGUGUUGUUGCUGAACUGCUGAAGCUUUCCUUGCCUUUUUUCACUUUUUCUUUUGGAUAUUUUGUUUCUGUCAUAACCGAAACUGCGGUCCUUUCUCACCGAAGCUGUAGGAUAGUAACACCCCAUGGAAAUCGUAAAACUUAAAAGAUACUAAAUUUAUGAGCAAGAAAGUUUCUUAAGUUACUGUACAAAGUUUUAAGGGAAGCGCUGAGAGGGGCUCCACACUGUGGUUCUGUAUAACUGAAGACAUCAUGGCGAGGGGGGCCCUGGAGGGAUCUAGGAGUACCUCCUCGAGUAUGUCUUUUAGGUGUGGAUAUUUUGCAGCGGACAUUAAGUCGGAUGGACUCAACAGUCCGUGCAACUAUGCAUUUAUAGUGCUUGUCUUUUGCUGUGGAUUAUGCUUGUGUGCUGCGGAUUCUGAGUUUUCAGUAUUGGAAGAAGCUCAAGUUUUAGCCUCCCAGAUGAAGAAACUGGCUGCAGAGGAGUUGGGAGUGUACACAAUGCAGAGGAUAUUCAACUCCUUUGUAUAUACAGAAAAAAUAUCCAAUGGAGAAACUGAAGUUCAACAGCUAGCAAAGAAGAUUAGAGAAAAGUUUAAUCGGUACUUGGAUGUCGUGACAAGAAACAAACAGGUAGUGGAGGCAUCGUAUACUGCCCAUCUGACAUCACCACUGACUGCAAUUCAAGACUGCUGCACCAUUCCACCAUCCAUGAUGGAGUAUGAUGGAAAUUUCAACACCAACGUCUCCAAAACCAUUAGUUGUGAUAGACUAUCUGCUACUAUUAAUAGCCGGGCUUUCAAUCCUGGACGUGAUUUAAACUCUGUUCUUGCUGACAACCUGAAGUCCAAUCCAGGUAUUAAGUGGCAAUAUUUUAGCUCUGAGGAAGGAAUUUUCACUGUGUUUCCAGCACACAAAUUUCAUUGUAAGGACAGCUAUGAACACCGCAGCAGACCUAUCUAUGUGUCCACAGUGAGACCUCAGUCAAAGCACAUUGUGGUCAUCAUAGACCAUGGAGCAUCAGUCACAGAUACUCAACUUCAGAUUGCAAAGGAUGCCGCACAGGUGGUUCUGAAUUCUAUUGAUGAGCAUGAUAAGAUCUCUGUGUUAUCUGUAGCAGAAGUAGUAAGAACAUGUUCAUUGGAUCAGUGCUACAAAACAUAUCUUUCUCCAGCCACCAGCGAGACCAAACGGAAAAUGUCAACCUUUGUUAGUAGCAUAAAGUCAUCUGAUAGCACAACACAGCAUGCUGUGGGUUUUCAGAAGGCAUUCCAGUUGAUUCGAAACACCAACAAUGGCACAAAACUCCAGACAAAUACAGACAUGGUAAUUAUCUACCUGUCAUCUGGAAUAACUUCAAAGGACUCCUCUGAAGCAGAUAAAAGAGCAACCCUACAUGUUAUUCACGAUGAAAAUAGCCACCUUAACAACUCUGUAAUGAUCCUCACGUAUGCUCUCAUAAAUGAGGGCAUAACUGGUUUGAAAGAGCUGGCCUUUCUGAGAGACCUGGCUGAGCAGAACUAUGGGAAGUAUGGAGUGGUAGAUCGAGCUGCACUUCCAGUCGUUAAAGGGAGCAUGAUGGUCCUGAACCAGCUGAGUAACCUGGAAACAUCUGUUGGUCGAUUCUACACCAACCUGCCAAAUCGUAUGAUUGAUGAAGCAAUCUUUAGCUUACCAUAUUCUGAUGAACUGGGUGAUGGCCUAAUCAUGACUGUGAGCAAGCCCUGCUAUUUUGGUAACCUGUUGCUUGGAGUUGUGGGAGUGGAUGUGAACCUGGCCUAUAUCCUAGAGGAUGUCACCUACUACCAGGAUUCCCUGGCUUCUUACACAUUUCUUAUUGAUAAUAAAGGGUACACACUCAUGCAUCCAUCUUUGACCAGGCCUUAUUUGCUGACAGAACCACCAGUGCAUACAGAUAUCAUUCAUUAUGAAAAUAUUCCUAAAUUUGAAUUGGUUCGCCAAAAUCUUUUAAGCCUUCCACUGGGCAGCCAGUUUAUCACAGUCCCUGUCAAUUCUUCCCUGUCUUGGCACUUGAAUAAAUUGAGAGAUACAACCAAAGAUGCUUACAAUGUCAGCUAUGCCUGGAAACUGGUGCAGGAUACAUCAUUCAUUUUAUGUAUAGUAGUAGUACAGCCAGAAACACCAGUCCGACAGUUGAAGAACUUAAACACAGUUCCUAGCAGCAAGCUUUUGUACCAUCGUCUCGAUCUGUUAGGCCAACCUAGUGCCUGUGCCCAUUUCAAGCAGCUGGCUACACUGGAGAGCCCUACUGUUAUGUUAUCUGCUGGUAGUUUUUCUUCUCCUUAUGAGCACCUUAGCCAGCCAGAAACAAAACGCAUGGUCGAACAUUACACAGCUUACCUCAGUGACAACACACGUCUUAUUGCCAAUCCAGGCCUCAAAUUUUCUGUCAGAAAUGAAGUAAUGGCUACCAGUCACGUCACAGAUGAAUGGGUGAGACAAACGGAUAUGAGCAGCCUCUCCAGUUAUAUUGUUCGCCGUUACAUAGCAACACCCAAUGGGGUCCUCCGGAUUUAUCCUGGCUCUCUAAUGGACAAAGCAUUUGAUCCCACUAGGAGACAGUGGUACUUGCAUGCAGUGGCCAAUCCUGGGCUGAUAACCUUCACUGGUCCUUAUCUUGAUGUUGGCGGUGCCGGCUAUGUUGUCACACUCAGCCAUACUAUUCGCUCCUCUAACUCACCAAUAUCUCCUGGACAUACAGUAGCGGUUAUGGGUAUUGACUUCACCUUGAGGUACUUCUACAAGGUACUGAUGGACCUGCUACCAGUCUGUAACCAGGAUGGUGGUAAUAAGUUCAGGUGUUUUAUCAUGGAGGACCGAGGUUACCUAGUAGCACAUCCAACUUUAAUUGAUCCCAAAGGACAUGCCCCAGUGGAACAGCAACAUAUUACGCACAAGGAGCCCUUGGUAGCAAAUGAUAUUUUGAAUCAUCCAAAUUUUGUCAAGAAGAAUGUAUGUAACAGUUUUAGUGACAGAACAGUCCAGCGCUUUUACAAAUUUAAUGCCAGCCUUGUGGGUGAUCUGACAAACCUUGUGCAUGGAAGCCACUGUUCUAAGUACAGACUUACAAGAAUUCCAGGAACCAAUUCCUUUAUUGGAGUAGUCAAUGAGACAUGUGAUUCCCUGGCAUUCUGUGCCUGCAGCAUGGUAGACAGGUUAUGUCUGAACUGCCACAGAAUGGAGCAGAAUGAGUGUGAAUGCCCUUGUGAGUGCCCUCUGGAGGUGAACGAAUGUACUGGCAAUCUCACAAAUGCAGAGAACAGGAAUCCAAGUUGUGAAGUCCAUCAGGAACCUCUGACCUUCACAGCCAUUGAUCCCAGUUUGCAGGACACUCUUCCACAGUGCAUCAAUACUGGAUGCAGUCAAAGGCUAACAAGUGGUGAUUGUUUUGGGGUACUGGACUGUGAGUGGUGCAUGGUGGACAGUGAUGGGAAGACUCAUCUUGACCAGCCAUAUUGUGCACCUCAGAAGGAGUGCUUUGGAGGGAUUGUUGGAGCUAAAAGUCCCUACGUGGAGGAUAUGGGUAUACUAGGGGAUGAUGUAAUUGCACUGAACAUGAUCAAAAGUGCCCCAGUUGGUCCUGUUGCUGGAGGAAUUAUGGGAUGCAUUAUGAUUCUCGUGCUUGCAGUGUAUGCCUAUCGUCAUCAGAUACACAGAAGAAGUCAUCAGCAUAUGUCUCCCCUAGCUGCACAAGAAAUGUCUGUUCGAAUGUCAAACCUUGAGAAUGACAGGGAUGAAAGGGAUGAUGACAGCCAUGAAGACAGAGGCAUCAUCAGCAACACCCGGUUUAUAGCAGCUGUGAUUGAACGACAUGCACACAGUCCAGAGCGCAGACGCCGGUACUGGGGGAGAUCAGGGACAGAAAGUGAUCAUGGGUAUAGUACUAUGAGUCCUCAAGAAGACAGUGAAAACCCACCAUGUAGUAACGAGCCAUUGUCAGCGGGAGUUGAUGUUGGUAAUCAUGAUGAAGACUUGGAUUUGGAUAGCCCACCACAGACUGCAGCAUUGCUAAGUCACAAAUUCUACCACUACAGACACCAUCACCCUGCACUACAUCACAGCCAUCACUUACAGGCUGCUGUAACAGUACACACUGUAGAUGCAGAAUGCUGAACCUUACAUAAGCUUGACAUUAUGGCGAUGGUGCAUAAGCAAGGUGCCAGGCACUGUGUGGGUCAUACGUUCAUUCUUAACUGUACUUAUGCUCUGAUGGGAUCUUCCAUGGAAGUAAUCUAUGGAACAGACUGAUGUACAGAAUAAUUUAAGAUAUGCAUUGUGAAGGAAAAACAGGAAAGAAGAACAGACACCAUGGAUGGGAUCAAAACUUUCUUAAUGGAAUUUCUAAAAUUUUGCAUUUGCUGGACAGAGAUGUUUUAUCUCAUUAACAGAAAGGAAAUUUGAAGUUUUGAGCUGGUACGUUCCUCGUAUGGAAAUGCAUAGAUUUAUUUUAUCCAAAGACAGAAAUUCCUGCCAAUUAAAAAUGUGGAUUUCUUGUACAGAACUGAUCAACAUAGUUUAAAAAAAAUGGGAGAGCAUUAAAUUGAAAUCCUACGUCAUCUCAGAAUUUUUAAAAGAAAGGAUUAUUUUUUUACCUAUUUAUUUAACUUUUUAACAUACUUUAACUUUGACAAGUACUUCUAGAAAAUUGCCAGCAAAAGUGAGGAUUUUAUAUGAAUGACAUUCUAUUUUAGUAGUAGUUCUGAAGGAAGUAAUUUUUGGAAAAUCAAGACUUCCAGUGAUUCUGGUAUGCUCCACUGCACCAAAGUGAAUGAUUUUUUAAAUCUGCAUCAGUGCCAUUUUCUCUAAAUGUAUUGCCUAAAAAUAAUGUAGUUUACAACACAUGAGCUGCAGUAUAUUAUUUAAGAAAACAAAAGUAAAGUAUGUGUAUACGUAAAUAAUUUCCAUUGUAUUUGUUUAAAUCUGGAAGGCCCAGCCACGUCUAGAACAGCCAGUUGAAAAGCGAAAUAAAUUGUGAGCAUUGCUAAGUACAAGA
Protopterus annectens (West African lungfish) is the source of this 5051-nucleotide messenger RNA. It is a transcript of the gene CACHD1, whose product is annotated as cache domain containing 1. The transcript has 27 exons. Gene Ontology annotation, molecular function: voltage-gated calcium channel activity. NCBI's taxonomy places the organism in Eukaryota, Metazoa, Chordata, Ceratodontiformes, Protopteridae. Bases 290 to 4171 code for a protein of 1293 amino acids. Gene Ontology annotation, cellular component: voltage-gated calcium channel complex. The record is from RefSeq and is a predicted model, not a curated record.